This is a messenger RNA of Osmerus eperlanus (European smelt), 1176 nucleotides long. RefSeq names its product collagen alpha-2(IV) chain-like. Gene Ontology annotation, molecular function: extracellular matrix structural constituent conferring tensile strength. Gene Ontology annotation, biological process: extracellular matrix organization. NCBI's taxonomy places the organism in Eukaryota, Metazoa, Chordata, Actinopteri, Osmeriformes, Osmeridae. The coding region runs from base 1 to 1098 and encodes 365 amino acids. The record is from RefSeq and is a predicted model, not a curated record. The transcript has 8 exons.
AUGAGGGCUUCAGCCAUGGUGUCUGUGCUCUGCACUAAGGCUGAACAGCAGGCACUCCAGCGGGUGGUAAAAACUGCGGGGAGAAUCAUUGUGACGACUCUCCCCGAGAUCAGUACCGUCUACGCCACCCGCUGUCUGAGGAGAGUGCACAACAUCCUACGGGACCGUCACCACCCAGCUCACCAUCUGUUCCACCUGCUGCCCUCAGGUAGAAGUUUCCCGGGUCUCCCGGCUCCCGAGUUUCCUGGUCUGCCAGGGUCCCCUCAGUUUCCCGGGCUGCCAGGUUCCCCCGGGUUCCCUCAGUUUCCAGUGCUGCCAGGUUCCCCCGGGUCCCCUCAGUUUCCCGGGCUGCCAGGUUCCCCCGGCUCCCCUCAGUUUCCCGGGUCCCCCGGCUCCCCUCAGCUGCCAGGUUCCCCCGGCUCCCCUCAGUUUCCCGGGCAGCCAGGUUCCCCCGGGUCCUCUCAGUUUCCCGGGCCCCCUCAAUUUCCACAGCUGCCAGGUUCCGCCGGCUCCCCUCAGUUUCCAGGGCUGCCAGGUUCCCCCGGGUCCCCUCAGUUUCCAAGGCUGCCAGGUUCCCCCGGCUCCCCUCAGUUUCCCGGCUCCCCUCAGUUUCCCGGGCUGCCAGGGUCCCCUCAGUUUCCCGGGCUGCCAGGGUCCCCCGACUCCCCUCAGUUUCCCGGGUCCCCCGACUCCCCUCAGUUUCCCGGGUCCCCCGGCUCCCCUCAGUUUCCCGGUCUGCCAGGGUCCCCCGACUCCCCUCAGUUUCCCGGGUCCCCUCAGUUUCCACAGCUGCCAGGUUCCCCCGGGUCCCCUCAGUUUCCAGGGUCCCCUCAGUUUCCCGGGUCCCUUCAGUUUCCCCGGCCACCCUGCGUUAACGCUGCCCUUUUCAGACUUGUAGGAAAGAGGGGUAAGCAGAUGGUCCAGCCAGUGUACGACAUAAUGUUCAAGGACGAUGCUUCCCUUCAGUUGAGUGUUACACCGGCUUCAGCAGGUACCUCCAAGUCUUCCACUGUUAGUGUGGAGGACCAAAGAAGGAUUCCUGGCUUUGGGUCUCGCAGUAGGGAUGCACUCCCUCCACCUGCUUCCGAGAACUCGUAGCAAGUGACUCAACAAUUCUUAUUGACGUAAUUGUGCAACUUGACUUCAACUUUUAAUAAAUUCUCACCUUUACACUGA